Molecule: messenger RNA, 1554 nt
Organism: Wallemia mellicola CBS 633.66
Lineage: Eukaryota; Fungi; Basidiomycota; Wallemiomycetes; Wallemiales; Wallemiaceae
Exons: 8
Coding region: 1-1554 (517 amino acids)
Biological process (GO): transmembrane transport
Cellular component (GO): membrane
Molecular function (GO): dipeptide transmembrane transporter activity
Source: RefSeq, a predicted model, not a curated record
AUGAGUGCUACCUCUCCCUCACUAGAUUACGCUGAAGUCAGAAAGGCAGAUGAAAAUGAUAAGAACCAGUUUACUGAUAGCAAGAGUGAUAAAAGCGAAAAAACUCAAAUACAGUUUACUACCUUGAGAAAAGUUUCGGAAAGUGUCUCAUAUUUUGCACUUGCUGUUGUCAUUGUAGAACUAGCUGAAAGGUUCUCAUAUUAUUCUUCCAAAGUUGUUGCACAGAAUUACAUUCAAUACCCUUUACCAAAUAGUAGCAUAACUGGUACACCGCUUCCGGGAGACAGUUCUACCCCUGAUGUAAUGGGAAUGGGACAACAAGCCGCAACUGGUUUAACUACCUUUUCAAUCUUCUGGUCAUACGUCUGUCCUGUGUUAGGAGGCAUAGUUGUAGAUACCAAAGGCAGAUAUAAAACAAUUAUGGCUUCAUCUUUGAGCCAUUCCGUUGGUUUAAUAAUCCUCACCCUAACUUCAAUACCGAAAGCUAUAGAUGAUCCUACUACUCCUUUGGCCGGUUGGAUUACUGCGACUAUCUUGAUUGGAUUGGGUACUGGUGGUGAGCAAAUAAAAUCCAGUACGCCGUAUACUAAGAUAUUAAAAUCUGGCGAGAAAGUCAUCGUUGAUCCAGACGUUACAAUUCAGAGACUUAUGACUUGGUUCUAUUGGAUUGAAAAGAAGCAUUCUUUCUGGUUAGCCUAUCUAAUUCCGACGAUAGUGUUUGCAUUGGUUCCAAUAUUAUUAUUUUCAUUACGAAACAAGUUAGUCCACACACCUCCACGUGGUAGUAUUUUAUUAGAAGUAUCGCGGUUGUUGAGGAUAGUGUGGUCAAACAUUUUCUCAAUUAAUCCACUUAGAUGGCCUAGUGUAUAUGAAGAGAAAUAUGGCAAUAUUUCCAAAUUAAUCACGUGGGAUGACGCUUUCGUUUUGGAAGUCAAGAGAGGUUGGUCAGCAUGUAAAAUAUCCAAUUAUGAUAUUGGCUACGAUACCUUCUUGGAUUUUAUAAUAUACCCAUUACUUAGAAGGAAAGGUAUAAGAUACGGACCCGUAGUCAGGAUAGCAACAGGUUUCAUUUUCGCUUCACUAUCAAUGGUCUACGCUGCUUGCAUUCAACAUCACGUAUAUAUCAUCAGUCCAUGUGGUGAUCAGGCUACCACAUGUGAUGUUAAGCUCCACAAAACCUUUGGUUGUGUUUCGUUCGGGUUUUUCAAUGCUUUGUUAAGUUUGCUUAUAGAUUGUCGCUCCGACUUACGCUUUGGUGGCCUUUUCAGAGGUAUACUUGGACCAGUUACUGCAUAUGAAUUAACUCUGAAAAAAGCACCUGUCCAAUUACGCGCUUUUGUCAUCUCUAUUUUCCUGUUACAGACAGCAUUUGAGUUUGCUAUUAACGAAACACGGGUAAGCGUAAGUGAGGAUCCACAUUUGGUUUGGAUGAAUGCUAGUCUCGCUAUCGUUACUUUUGUAGCUGGGCUACUUUUUUAUGCCAUGUUUUUCAAAAGAGACAGAAGCGAGGAGGCUGAAAAUGCUGUUGGAAAAGACAGACAGGAAAAUUAUUGA